AGAGGAAGUCAGUGAAGAACGGUAUCCUGUUGACACGUGGUUUGUUUGAAUUGCUGCCAAGUGUAUUGUGGCUACAGGUUACUGCUGCGCUGGCGACUUUUGUGCUGAGCGUGACCAGGUUAGUCUUUCAUCGUUUCGAUUGAAAAUGCAGAAAAGCGGUAACGGACGGCGCUGCACGAGAGGCGUCGCUUCAUCCUGUCGUGCGGCUGCUCACGCUUACAUCAAGACUUGCAUUGCGAAACCCACGAGGCCAAGGUUACCAGAAAAUUGAACUUGCCGAGCAUUAUGGACCCCGCAGCAAGCAUGCCCGCGCCCCCGGCCAAGUCAAUUGUCCACUUCGUCACGGACAAUUCGGGCUGGACAUUCAACCUCAUCACGACGCACUUGCUAUGGUGGAUCGUAGGAUUCCCGAUUGCUCUUGACUACGGCUAUUCCAGCGAUGCCUACGACGGGAAAGGAGCACUUCCAUCGGGCCCUGAAGGCUCUGGGGUCUACAUCGUCACGCUGUUUGUCUGCACACUCUGCACGGCCGUAUACCUCGCACGCUUAAUCUCGUACUUCGACUUGUUCAGUCCUCCUGCCCCCAAGGAGCACACGGAGUGAUCUGUAAGUUCAAGACCACUCCAAUAACACACUUAAAUGCCGAAAACCUGCAUUUUAUUUCAAACUUAGCAGUUCUUCAAGUCAACUUGGCAUUUC
Molecule: messenger RNA, 699 nt
Organism: Phytophthora nicotianae INRA-310
Lineage: Eukaryota; Oomycota; Peronosporomycetes; Peronosporales; Peronosporaceae
Exons: 1
Coding region: 286-603 (105 amino acids)
Source: RefSeq, a predicted model, not a curated record